Molecule: messenger RNA, 1675 nt
Organism: Trichoplusia ni (cabbage looper)
Lineage: Eukaryota; Metazoa; Arthropoda; Insecta; Lepidoptera; Noctuidae
Exons: 3
Coding region: 35-406 (123 amino acids)
Cellular component (GO): nucleus
Source: RefSeq, a predicted model, not a curated record
CAAUCGCAGUUACAAAACCACUGAAGUUUAGAAAAUGAGGACCAGCCACCCACAAUACACAAUUAUGGUGGAAUUCAUGGAAAAGCAUGGAGACUUGUCUAAACCCAGCGGAGGCCCUCGUGGUAGACACUAUGUACAGCUAAAAUGGAAGGAGCUUUCGGAUAUGCUCAAUAGUGAUGGCACAGGCGACUCUAGAACAGAGGAAAAGUGGCGAAAGGUUUGGAGUGAUUUCAAAAACAACGUGAAACGAAAGUGGGCCAAAAUAAAUAGGUCAGCUCAUGGUACAGGUGGUGGGCCUGCGCUUCAAUUAACAUUAACCGACUUAGAAACCAGGGUUAUGAAUAUAAUUGGGGUGCAGGCUGCUACUGGAAUGCCCAUACAAGAAGCUGGCUUCAUACAGGUGUGAUUAAGAAUUUUUCUUUGUAACAUUUAAAAUGAGUUUAGUUUCAAUUUUUGAUGCACAUAAUUAUACAGUCACAAGCAAAGAUAAUUAUGUUUAUUUAAAUAGUUACUAAAAUUAUAGUUUUUACCUCAGACUGAUAUAAGUCAAGUGUUCAACUUUUGGAUUGUGUACUCAUCAUAUUGCUCAUGACUGGACAUAUAGUAUAUUUUCAUAGAAAUACAAUAAGCUUGGUAACCAUUGAAGAAUUAUGUGAAUAUGAUAUUCCUAAACGGGAAUGGUCAAAUGGUUUGAAUGUGGUCAAAAGUUUUCUCUAUGAGAAGGACCUACCUCUUUAUAAAUCCCCAGAAUAACAAAAAAGGGUCACCACUUAAGCUCUUUUUUGUCAGUAUAGUUACACUUAAAAUUCUUUUGCAGUGGUGCAUGACUUAAUCUCAUGCUUUUGUUUUUACCACAUUAUUUAUUUGAAUUAUGAUGCUUGUUAGUCUCUUGAAGUUUGAUGUUAUCUGCAUUAUUGAUUAUCCUCAAGAGCAGACUUUUGAUAAAAAAAUAAACAUAAGUAGUAGUUAGCACUGCUUUGAAACAUAUGAUGUGUGUUCCCUAAUGUAAUUUUUUAUGAAAAUUAGGUUGAUGUUGAAGAGGAAGAGAGCUUGUCAGGUACUCAUCCACAAGAAACAAACACAAAAACAAUAAGUGAAGUUAAUGUUGAUGACAUACCUAUAAAACUAACACCCGUUGCUGACGGUUGGUAUAUUUUUAAUUUAAAUACUUUAGAUUACCUUUUGAGUUUGAAAUAACUAGUACUAAAUGAAUUAUAAUUCAAUCAUUAAAACUAAAAACUAACACAUUAAGUCGAGAUAACUACCUAAAUGCCCAUCAUUUUGCCAGAUACUUGGAAUACUCCGGGAACAAGUAGCCAACGCUCAAUCGCUCCACCUCCACCUCCCGCGCAUCCACUACCACCUUCAAUAGCUUCAAUCGACACACAUUGGAAGCCGCCGAAGAAAAAGAAGAAAGCCGACGAUGAAAUUUUAAAAGUAUUUAAGGAGUGUGAGGGGUCCGCAAGGCAGUAUGAAAGAGAGCGUGAUCGAGUUGCGGAAGAAUUAGAAAGAGAGAGGAUUAGACAGCGUGAUGUAGAGCUGCAGUUGCAAGCUAAAUGGCUGGAUUUUUUUAAAGAAGCUUUGAAGGUAUUGGAUGCAUAUUUGGCGAAUAAAAGUGUAUAAAAUCGGACAUUAUUUGUUUCGCCAAAUAUGCAACUAAUAGUAAGUUAUUUGG